This is a messenger RNA of Lathyrus oleraceus (garden pea), 1824 nucleotides long. RefSeq names its product AP2/ERF and B3 domain-containing transcription factor RAV1. Gene Ontology annotation, biological process: regulation of DNA-templated transcription. Lineage: Eukaryota; Viridiplantae; Streptophyta; Magnoliopsida; Fabales; Fabaceae. The record is from RefSeq and is a predicted model, not a curated record. Bases 542 to 1627 code for a protein of 361 amino acids. The transcript has a single exon. Gene Ontology annotation, molecular function: DNA binding; DNA-binding transcription factor activity.
AAUUUUUUUGUGUGUUAAAAAAAACAAAGGUUCAAUUUUUAGAGAUAUAGAGCAUGGUGAGAGCGGUAGUGCAGACAGUAACAUCAAAAUUCAGGGGGGAUGAACUUCGCUUAAUCAAGGUCCACGCCCCACCCUUCUCAUGUGACCUCCAUCAUCAACUUGAUAAUUUGUGGGCCCUAUUUCACAUCCCAAACCCACAAUUCAAAGUCAUGAACUUGCAACAUAACAGAUACACCCAGCCUUUUCCCUUCCAUUCCUUAUAGUCCCCCUUUCACACCCAUGAAUCCUCCUACUUCCAUCCUCAUUUUCAGUUGACCCACACCAUCCCCAACCCUACACUCCCAUAAUUACUUAUUACUUAUUAAGCAACUAGUUAUCACCUCAUUAUUUUAAAUUCUCUCAACUAAGCAUAUUUCUUUUCAAUUUCUUCUUAUUAUAAUAAUAAUAUCAAACUAACUAUCCCUCUCUAUAUAUAAUUCCUUCCUCAAACAACCUAUUCCAACACACAUACACAACUCUCUUCUUAUAGUAAUAUAAAACAAUGGAUGGAGGUAGUUGCAUAGACGAAAGCACCACAACCGAAUCACUUUCCAUAACAAUAUUUCCAUCACCGCCGCCUCCAAACAGCCUAUGCCGCGUCGGCAGUGGCGCCAGCGCAGUUGUUGACUCCGACGGAAGCACCGUUGGAGAAGCCGAGUCACGGAAGCUUCCUUCUUCCAAAUACAAAGGCGUGGUGCCACAACCAAACGGUCGUUGGGGAGCACAGAUUUACGAGAAGCACCAGCGUGUGUGGCUUGGUACCUUUAACCAAGAAGACGAAGCUGCAAAAGUUUACGACGUUGCUGCACAACGGUUCCGUGGAAAGGACGCCGUAACGAACUUCAAACAAUUAUCCGGCGAUGGCAACGACGACAUGGAGGUUGACUUUCUCAACUCGCAUUCAAAGUCGGAAAUUGUCGACAUGUUAAGAAAGCACACAUACAAUGACGAACUUGAACAGAGCAAACCUGAACGCGGAUUCGUUAACAGACGAAUCCGUUGUUCUGGCACUGAUAACUUUACGGGCAGAACGUACAGCGCGUGUGAAAAAGAGGCGCGUGAGGCUCUGUUCGAGAAGGUGGUUACGCCUAGCGACGUUGGGAAGUUAAACAGGUUAGUUAUACCGAAACAGCACGCAGAGAAGCAUUUUCCAUUGCAGAAAGUCGUGGAUUGCGGCGUGGGAAGUGCGUCGGCAGGGAAGGGAGUACUUUUGAAUUUCGAAGAUAUUGAAGGGAAAGUGUGGCGGUUUCGAUACUCAUAUUGGAACAGUAGCCAAAGCUAUGUUCUCACUAAAGGUUGGAGCCGGUUUGUUAAAGAGAAGAAUCUGAAAGCCGGUGAUACGGUUUGUUUUCAACGGUCUAAUGGACCGGAUAAGCAGCUCUUUAUUGACUGGAAAGCAAGAAACAAUGUUAAUGAGGUUGGACCGGUUGUUGAGCCGGUUCAGAUGGUUCGGCUUUUUGGGGUUAAUAUUUUCAAACACCCUGGAUCCAAUGAUAACAGUAAUGGUUUCUGCAAUGGAAAGAGGAGAGAGAUGGAAAUGUUUACUUUUGACUCUUGCAAGAAACCUAAAAUUAUUGGAGCUUUGUAACAUUAUAGGUUAACUUUUUCUUUUUUUAACUUUUUGUAAGCGAUGAAAGAAAUGAAUCUCCAAAACGCGAAGUUGCAAUGGGUGAAUUAGUUGUAUAUUACUUAAUUAGAAGAAGAGAAAAGGAAGAAGGUGAAAGUGUAACAAAACUGUACCAGAAAAAAUGUUUUUAAGGGAGAAGGAUAACUGUUUUAAUUGUA